Messenger RNA from Pipistrellus kuhlii (Kuhl's pipistrelle), 598 nucleotides. It is a transcript of the gene CCDC167, whose product is annotated as coiled-coil domain containing 167. The coding region runs from base 16 to 375 and encodes 119 amino acids. The transcript has 5 exons. The record is from RefSeq and is a predicted model, not a curated record. NCBI's taxonomy places the organism in Eukaryota, Metazoa, Chordata, Mammalia, Chiroptera, Vespertilionidae.
AUCCCGGCGAGUAACAUGACUAAAAAGAAGCGGGAGAACGUGGGCGUCGCUCAGGAGCCUGCCAGCAGAAUGAAAGCUAAGGACUGCAGAUUUGCAGGGGACUCUGCAAAAAGCAUAAUCCAGAUCGAUGGGCUGGAGGAGAAGCUGUUGCAAUGUCAGAGGGACCUGGAGGCUGUGAACUCCAGGCUCGAUGGGGCGGAGCUGAGCCCAGAAGCCAGGAAGUCUCUGGAGAAGGAGAGAAACAGCCUGAUGAGUAGAGCCUCCAACUAUGAGAAGGAGCUCAAGCUGCUUCGGCAGGAGAACCGGAAGAACAUGCUGCUCUCCGUGGCCAUCUUCAUCCUCCUAUUCCUCCUCUACGCCUACUGGCCUAUGUGAGCCUGAGAUUUCUCCGGUCAACAGCCCGGCCACAGCCAAGCAGGCCCUUCAGGCCUCAAGAGGACCAAGGUACAGGGCCAUUUCUGCCCCAUCGGACACUGAGCAGGGCUUCCUGUUGCUCAGCCCCUCCUGCCUCAGCUCCUGGUCUCCAGGACUGCCGGCUCCUCCCUUAUCCCAAGGGAGAGGCAAUAAAGAACACCCAGGCUGCUGUGUGCUGAGUAAA